Molecule: messenger RNA, 513 nt
Organism: Ilex paraguariensis (yerba mate)
Lineage: Eukaryota; Viridiplantae; Streptophyta; Magnoliopsida; Aquifoliales; Aquifoliaceae
Source: the annotation of a GenBank genome assembly
AUGCAAGGCUCCAGAGAACUGAAGAAGCAAAAGCUUCAGCUCAAAGGAUGCAGUGCCUUGUGUUGCAGUUGUAGGCUCAGUGUCUCUUCCUCCGAGGAAGCUGAGGGCUCGGGUUCUGAUCGGUUUCCGACAAUCUCAAGCAUUGCACACGCCAUGGUUCAAGAGAGGUUAGACCAAAUGAUCAGAGAGAGGCAAGAGGCGAGACACGAAGGGAGGAGGAGGGCGAGAGGUGAAUGUACUAAAUUCAUUGUUAUGGUUGCCAUGGAGAAGUCAUCUGAUGAUCCUGUGGAAGAUUUUAGAGAGUCUAUGGUGGAGAUGAUAAUGGCAAAUCGGAUCUCCGAGCCAAAAGAUCUUCGUUGUCUUCUAAAUUGUUAUGUUUCGAUGAAUUCUGAGGAAUAUCGAGGUGUAAUUCUUGAGGUUUGCACCAAUAGAACCUUGGAGCUUCAGAGCGAAGAGUUUGAGACUGGGUUGACAACGAUUUUGUGUCGUGUCGGGUUUGUAUAUAGAAUAUAG